Messenger RNA from Varroa destructor (honeybee mite), 1761 nucleotides. Its product is annotated as cuticle protein 16.8-like. The record is from RefSeq and is a predicted model, not a curated record. Gene Ontology annotation, cellular component: extracellular matrix. NCBI's taxonomy places the organism in Eukaryota, Metazoa, Arthropoda, Arachnida, Mesostigmata, Varroidae.
GUUUUUCAUACAAAACAGGACAGUCCUCAUUACUCAGAAAGCUUAAAUUAAUUAUGAGUCAGCCAAAUUCAUAUCAUUAUUUUUUUUGGCAUCGCCCAAAACAACAUGGCUUAUUAGCCGGCUGAUCAUUCCGUUCAGUCACGGAAGAAUGUAUCAAAAGAUGAUAUUCUAUUACUUUGUCAUUAUUUUGUAGCUAAAAAAAUUAAAUGUACAUGUUUAAAAAACGUUUUUAAGACGACGCGCACUUUUUUAAUAAAACACGCACGCUUUGACCUCUCAGCUACUGCAUGAUGUAUAAUUUAGAAUUUUUAUGCUGAUUUAUUGGCAAUAUAAAUAAAUUUGUAAAUUAUAAGUUAAGAGCUUAGAAAACGCAAAAACGUGACACUGCGAAAUUGGUUUUUCAUGUGGAAAUAGUUCGAAAUUCUGUUCUCUGGAUGCGAAAAAAAAUCAUUAUAAAUUGUGUCCUCAAAAGACGUCAAGAAUGGGAUAAAAAAAAAGCUAAAUUCACAUAUUAAAAAGAGAAGUUCUAAGUUUGAAAAUAUCGAUCUUUUUUCGUCGCAGAAUUAGUUUGUGAAAUUUCAUAUUAUGGUCUAACCAAAAAACGAUGAGCAAGCUAAGAAGCUAUAGUCUAUAGUUAUCAUAAUCCUCUUAAAAUUCUCCCUUCUAAAUUUCAAAGCUUUCCAAGAUAAAUGACGUUUAGUUUGCGUCUCCGUUGCCCCCUACAGCUGCGGGCCUUCCGCGGCUAUUUCCAGAAGUCGCACUAACGAAAUGGCUCUAUCAUUAUCAUGAAUAUAAAAGUCAUCACCGUCGUCAGCGCCAAUGCAAAUAUCUGUAGGCAAUAGAUGGCUUCCUAGGCAACAUUUCAGCCUACACCUUAAGAAUAGCUGGCCAGUAGGGAGCUAAGCACUGCUGCUGCUGCUGCUGCUGCUGCUGCAGAGGGUUGUCUGCACCCCUUCUCUCUCAGCAUUAAUGAAGAAACGACUAUAAAAUAUUUUGGUUGCGGAAGCACCGCAUGCAGCAACAUUACUCAUCGCUGGUGAGCAUAAGCAGUCAGGAAGGAGCUACAAUCAAAAUGAAACAAGCAAUUAUCCUAGCCGCUUUCGUUGUGCUGAGUGUCACAGGACAGCGUCCUCACGAAGAUGCACACGGACCUCCUGAGCCGUAUCAAUAUUCCUACGCAACGGAAGAUCAGGAGGGCUCUUCCACUGCUAAUGAGUCUACUGAUGGUUCCGGCCGAAUUCAAGGUGAAUACACGAUCUCGUUAGCCGAUGGACGUCAAAGGACUGUAACCUACUGGGCCGACGGGAGUGGGUUUCAUGCCGAUGUGAUCACCAACGAACUCGGAACCGAGUCGAAAAGCCCAGCCGAUGUCACAGUCCGAUCCUCGGCUCCUACAGGCGAUGAAGCGGCUCUUCAAUUCGAGUCUCAACGGGUACGUGCCCAGGCUUCAUCUGCUCAGCCUAUCACGGUACCAGCCUCUGUAAGACGCUUCUUCCGGGCGGCAUAAUAUAUUGCUUACGACAAUUUGCGUGAUCAACUAAACUCGCUAAGAAGUGCAGCAAAUAUUCCACUGUAUGUGACCAAAUAGCGUCUACUUCUUUUUGUUUCCUUGUUGCUUUGCAAAGUUUAGUAACGAUUUAAGAACGCAUUUUGAUCUCUACUAACCUUGGGCAGAACAGAAUAAAGAAGCGGUUCUUUGGUUACUUAUACAUAAUACUCUAUUUGUUUUCUGUGAAGUAAAAUCGUUAGUUAAUCAAGCGC